Mytilus californianus (California mussel) is the source of this 1616-nucleotide messenger RNA. Its product is annotated as tyrosinase-like protein 1. NCBI's taxonomy places the organism in Eukaryota, Metazoa, Mollusca, Bivalvia, Mytilida, Mytilidae. Gene Ontology annotation, molecular function: oxidoreductase activity. The coding region runs from base 118 to 1590 and encodes 490 amino acids. The transcript is spliced from 4 exons. The record is from RefSeq and is a predicted model, not a curated record.
AUAUGUAGUCACGGUGGAAUAAGACAUGAAACACAUAGCUAAAAAAUAUAGUUAAUAAAGCAAAGUUAUGAAUUUUGAAACGUUUGGAGAAUUUUGAAUAAGAAAUCCUGACAAACGAUGUGGACCCUAUUUCUACGUUGGACCCUCUUAAUGAAUUUGGUAUGGAUAUCCAAAAAUGAAAAAUUAUUGUUUAUGAAAACGGAUAAUGACUUGCUAAAAAGAAAUAAUUCUGUGGAGAGUAAUGGCGACUUGCCACAGAUACGUAACUACGCUGACUGUAUUAUUUACGAUUUAGUAGAAGCAGAAAUGAGAAAUUUGUCUUUAACUGAAAUCCGUCAGAACUGUAACGAUUUAUUUAUACAACAGACACAAAUAUGGAAAACUAAUAUGGAGGACAACAACGUAGCCAACUAUGUCGGCCAUUUAUUAAGAGGAGUGCAUUCUGGGAUAGCUGAUUACCAGAAGCGGAAGAAGAGGAGUAUAUUUGGCAUUGGAGUUUUGACCCGGAAGGAAAUAAGAGAGCCCCCAUAUGAAGAUAACUGGGGUCGGUAUGUCAAAGCCGUUAGACGUCUGAAACAGAGCUAUGAUAUUAGACCAGACAUGAACACAUAUGACGUCGUAGCCAAUCUACACACUGCAGAUAAGGUCAUUCCUACAGCUCAUGACGGACCGGGUUUCUUUGCAUGGCAUCGAGAAUAUUUACGAAUAAUGGAGACUGCUUUAGGUUGUCCUAUCCCAUAUUGGGAUACUACACCAGACCAUGCAAUGAACGAUCCCACGGAAUCUGUCGUCUGGUCAGACAAGUACUUUGGCAAUGGUUACGGCAUAGUUCAAAAUGGAAUUAUGAAAAACCUGCCCACUUUACUUCCGAUCAUUCGGAACAUAAACAAUGCCGCAUGGCUUGUAUCCAAAGAUGACAUCAAAAUGGCGUUAGAAAAGCCAACACUAUACGAAUUCACCGAAUCUUCCCCGUGUACUAAAGAAGACAGGACACAAUAUAGUUGGGAAUGUUUUCAUAAAGGGAUUCAUGAUUGGAUAAGUGGUACGAUUGGACCUUCAAAUACAACUACUUUUGAUCCUAUUUUCUUCCCAAUUCACGCGUUUAUCGAUAAAAUAUUUGAAAUUUAUAGGCAAAAAUUAAUUUCAAAAGGCAUCGACCCAGCAGAAAAUUAUCCAACAAAAUCAAUUAAAAACCAUGGUCCGGACCACAAAAUGAUAUGGGUCCCAAUUUUCCCGGAUGUAGAACAUUUGACAAAUCGCCAGGGAUAUGGCCACGAGCUAGCAGCAUUGACAAAGUAUAGUUAUGGACCUGUUUGUCCUGAUUGUAUGAACAGUGAGGAUUUAUACUGCGACGCCAGUAGACAACUAUGUGUUUCAAAAGAACGGGAAGAGAAAGAUAAAUAUGUAAUGACUACAACAGCUACUUUGACACCGACUGGUAUCGCCUUCACUGAUAUACUGGAACCAGAUAAUCAUAUCAGAGUUAAGCGUCUGAUAGAAAGAACAGGACGAUUCCCGUUUGGUAAAAAGUUCAAUGUGGGAUCACGUGAUAUACGCACUCGUAACGACGAAGCAUCAUCUGUUCUUUGACGAACCGGGAAAUAAAUUAGUUGGAA